AUGUUAUCGGUUUUAAUAGUUGCAAAUUUAAAAAUAUUUUAUUCCAUGAAGGACGCGUGCGGUAAAAAACAAUUCAGAAUUGCAAUUGACGGACCAGCAGGGGCAGGAAAGACCACACUUGCCGGAUUGCUUGCCAAAACAUUGAAUUUCGAGCAUAUAAACACUGGAAUGAUAUAUCGUGCACUCUCUUACAUAUUAUUAAGCAAAUUUGCAAAUGAGUCUAUACUAGAGCUGGAAGAGACAAUAAAAGAAAAGAAAAACAGAAUUACUGAUAUAAUCAGCGCAUUUUCGCCUAGAAUAACCAAAAGCAGUGUGGUUGUAGAGGGCACUGAUAUAAUUGGAGAGCUCAGAACUCCCAGAAUAGAUUCUGCCGUGGGUAUUAUUUCAAAGUAUGAAAUAGUUCGAGAGAGAGUGAAAAUUAUACAAAAAAGCCUGAUAAGCGCACAUCCCCAGGUAGUAGUAGAGGGAAGAGACAUUGGAUCUGAAAUUAUUCCAGAUGCUGAACUAAAAAUCUACUUAGAGGCAUCUGUAAAAGAGAGAGCCAUUAGAAGAGAAAAGGAGAGAUCAAAAGACGACUCUAUAGAAAACCAAGAUAAGUUAAAGCAAAUCGAAAGAGAGAUAAAGGAGAGAGACUAUCUUGAUACAACCCGAGAAAUAUCACCGUUAGUUAAGCCAGCGGAUGCUAUAGUUAUAGAUAAUACAAGCUUAACAGUUAGUGAAACUGUAAGGAAGAUUCAAGAAAUAGUUGAAAAAAGAAUGAAAAUGUAAUAAAGGCA
This is a messenger RNA of Nematocida parisii ERTm1, 776 nucleotides long. RefSeq names its product cytidylate kinase. The transcript has a single exon. Bases 1 to 768 code for a protein of 255 amino acids. The record is from RefSeq and is a predicted model, not a curated record. NCBI's taxonomy places the organism in Eukaryota, Fungi, Microsporidia. Gene Ontology annotation, biological process: nucleobase-containing compound metabolic process. Gene Ontology annotation, molecular function: ATP binding.